Messenger RNA from Gamsiella multidivaricata, 3882 nucleotides. RefSeq names its product fungal-specific transcription factor domain-containing protein. Gene Ontology annotation, molecular function: DNA binding; zinc ion binding. The record is from RefSeq and is a predicted model, not a curated record. The transcript has a single exon. NCBI's taxonomy places the organism in Eukaryota, Fungi, Mortierellomycota, Mortierellomycetes, Mortierellales, Mortierellaceae. The coding region runs from base 452 to 3661 and encodes 1069 amino acids. Gene Ontology annotation, biological process: DNA-templated transcription.
AUAUGGCACCAUGCGACGGUUGACAUACGAGAUGGUAUGAUACGAUGCUGAUGUAUGAAUGUAUUGGGGUAUUGGGGGGAGAGGCCAGGCUAGGCUAGGCUGGACAGGACAGAGAAACAGGGCGUAAAAAGGGAGAGAGGGAGAGAUUGUGUUAUUGUAUUGUAUGGAGUCGUAUGGUGUGUUUGUUGUUGCCUUGCAGCAACGCAAACAAGCAAAGAGCACCAAUAAUAGGAUAUGAAAUAGGGAAUAUGAACCGACACAAAUAAUCCGUGGGCAACUUGCAUUAACAAACUUUUCUUUUCUCUUCUUUCUUUUCUUUCCCGCAGGCGCAUCCAAUCCAAGUCCGACCGCAAAGCAGCACCAGCCGCCCAUCCAUGGCUCACUCUCGCCACUUGGAACACUCGGAACACUUGGGGCACUCGGCACGCAUGGAGCACUCCCGAGGGACCCCAUGCAGCCGCAGCAGUUCCAGCUACCACUUUUCCAGAGCUUUUUACAGGCCCCUGUGCCCCAGGACAUGCUGAUUCAACAGCAACAACAGCACUUCAUGCAAGAACAUCAGCGUCAACAACAGCUACAGCAACAUCUUCAGCAACAAUUGCAACAGCAGCAGCAGCAGCAGCAGCAACAGCAGAAUCAGAGUCAGAGUCAGAGCCAGAACCAGACUCCGAUGCUUGUCCAGUCACCGUCGACUAGUUCGAUCCACGACAUCAACACCUGCAUCGACGAUCUGGAGAGCAAACAUACCCACAACACCCUUGUUUACAUUAUGGAGUCCCUAAAGCUCACUGACACAACCAACCAGACCUCGAGAAAGGCCUACGACCUCGUCGUCGAGAAAAAAUCCGAGGCCCUCAACGCAAUACCGACCGAGAUCAGUCUGCCCCCGGACCUGUCGCUGCCCACAAGGUCCACUGAUCUCCCGAGCGCUGAGAUCAGGGAUCAUCUUGUCGACACCUACUUCACUUAUCGAUAUCCUAUCUGGCCGAUCGUCCACAAAAAGAUCUUUUUGACUCAAUUGCACGAUCCUAAUAGCACGCCUUCGCUUUUACUAUUGAAUGCCUUGUUUGCAUAUGCUUCACGCUAUUCCACCUGGCAGGUCCUUCGAUCCGAUCCAGAUAAACCUGAGACCGCCGGUCAGCUCUUCCUUGAGCGCGCACAGGCCAUGCUGCCGGCCUUUCUAAUGGCUCCUCGGCUCUCGACAGUCCAAGCAUUGCUCUUUUUGGCCCAGCUAGAGGACAACGCGACCCAGCGUCACACGUACCAUAGCAUGGCCGUCCGCAUGGCUCAAUUACUCGACCUGCACAAGAACUGCGCCCAUCUGGGUCUACCUGAUGAUGAAAAGGAGACGCGCCGCUGCAUCUGGUGGACUUGCUAUAUGAACGACCGCCUACUUGCCCUUUCGACUCGGAAACCCGUCAUUAUCCAUGACGGUGACUGCAACAUUGACCUGCCCUUUCAGGAGCACAUCUACGAUGGACCCAGGAAUAACUCGGUUUCGCUCUCGCAUUAUUACUCUCCGCCUCAGUUGUUUUAUCAGUUGCUUCUGCUGAGCAAGAUCGUCGGCGGCGUCCUGAAGCAUUUUACCAAAGUCGCCAACAAACGGUAUCGGAGUUCCGAUGCACAUGAAGUCGCUCUGACAGCUUUGGAUGAGUCACUUUUCACCUGGCUGGCAUCGUUGCCCGAUCAUCUCCAAUAUACACCUGCCUCGGAUGCACUGACGACAAAAACGCUCCCAUCGCCUUAUGUUGCGGCCCUCCAUCUAUAUUUCUAUUCUAUCCUGCACACUCUUCACAACCCUUACAUGGACUCAUCCAAUCCUAGGGCAACCAGCGACAUGCCAAAGUCGCCUCCUUCUCUUGAACGAUGUACUCUGGCGGCCUCGAUGAUCACAGGACUCUCUCGCUCGCUCUGCUUUCAACCACAGUAUGGACUCAACUUUGGAACACAGUGCUACGCCAUUCUGCACGCAGCCAUCAUGCACCUCACGAAUACGGCCAACACGACAUCGUACCAGAGUCUCAAGUCCAAGUCGCAAUUCAUCUCAACUCUUAGUGUCAUCAAGGCGUAUUCACAGCAUUACGCUUUCGAAGGGGUCAAGAAGAGCUCAGAUGUUAUGGACAAUAUCUACAACUGGCAGGUAGCAAGGCAUCAGGAUGACAGCCCCAGCCCGUCGAUGGGCCCGUCGACACCCUCAGCUGCCUCGUCCGCGUCGGUGUCGUCGCCGAACCAGGGAACGAUCAUGAGAGAGGUCAAGCAUCCGGAUCACCACCACGUGCUUCAUCAUUUGCAUCAUCCGUAUCUCCGCUCGGACUCCACGCCGUCGAGCCCAAGGCUGGGACCUAAUGCUGGCGCCAGCGCCAACUUCCCCUCGCUUUGCAUUCCUUCUUCUCCUGCUCCGACGCAUGAAAGUGUACUGACUUCCAGGACUCGGUCACCGCACGCAUGGCAGUUCAACAGCGUGGCGACCAGUAUGGCAAACACGCCAACGAAUUCAGGAAGCCCGAUGCUGAAACCUGAGGCGGAUAGGAAUCAGGCAAUACCAUCGUCCGCAAUUGUAUCUCGCACUGUUGUCAACUGUUCAUCCGAACCCACGCCAGAGUCCCAGGCCUUGCUUUCAGAUAUUUACAGCCAGAAUCCAACCAUCACUUUCGAUAAUGGACGGACAUCACCUCUGGAUCAGACAUCACUGGGCGCGAUUCUAGGAUUUGAGCUGCCGCACAGCUCGAACGAAGAUGAGGACAAUGCUUAUUGGAACGCACAGGCGAAUUCUCUUGGUGGCAUGGAUGGUUGGAACCAACAGCUAAUGACAGCACAGGAGCAUGUGUCGUACAAGAGCACGGUGGGAGGUCCUGCAGAAUAUCUGGGAGGCAACAAUAGUUUGGGCUCUCUCGAACCAAAUUAUUUCGAUACCCUGGGCGCGGCGACUGGUGUCGAUUUUUCAGGCUUUGGUGUGGGCGCUACAGGAACUUCGUUUGGAGCGACGUUCGGAAACCCUAUUACUGCCAUGGGUGCGAGUCAUAAUAUUGUGUGGCAAACACAGCAGCAGCGCGAGCAGGAGAUGCGCGAGCAAGAGAUGCGUGAGCAAGAGAUGCGUCAACAACAACAACAACAACAACAACAACAACAACAACAACAACAACAACAACAACAACAACAACAACAACAACAACAACAACAACAACAACAACAGCAACAACAACAGCAGCAACAGCAGCAACAGCAACAGCAACAGCAACAACAGCAGCAUCAAAGACAACAACUCUUUGGCAGCCCAUCAUCGUCUACACAAGAUGCACCGCAGGUCCACAUCAAGCAAGAGUCAUUUCAGUUCUCUCCAGAUCUAGUGAAUCAGGUGUAUCAAAAGUCAUUAACGGUGAUGGAAACAGGCCAGGCACCCAACGACAGCAAGCAAAGUCCGAUGAGGAGCAGUGCCAGUGCGAGCCCGUUGUCGGAAAUGACGUUACCGGUACCGAUGCUGAAAUCAGAGACGCAGGACGCACAGCAGCAGCAGCUUCAACGAAGGAUGUCGGAAGCAGAUGGCGACAAUAACCUUGGCCUGGACAUGCAGUCAGACACUUCCAGCUACUUCAACUCGCCGCUUGAGGGCCUAGCUGUGGAUGACACGGCUAUGGAGGACAUUGCGGAGGAAACGUGGUGAUAUAGAGGCGAAUGAAGGAUAUGUUUUUUCUUUCUCGUCUGUUCUUUUUUUUACCUUGUACAUGUUUUUGUCAAAUAGAUCAUACUCCCUUUUCUUGUUUCAUCAUCUCUUCAAUCAUGGCAUUACAUAAAGUACCCUUUCAUUACGGCAAAAAGGAGUCGAUAUGCUUUAUUUUCCAAAAUGCAAACGUUGCAGUGCAUUUGUAUCCUACGGGUUAAAUU